This is a messenger RNA of Salpingoeca rosetta, 369 nucleotides long. RefSeq lists its product as uncharacterized. Gene Ontology annotation, biological process: protein secretion; intracellular transport. Bases 1 to 369 code for a protein of 122 amino acids. The transcript is spliced from 4 exons. NCBI's taxonomy places the organism in Eukaryota, Choanoflagellata, Craspedida, Salpingoecidae. The record is from RefSeq and is a predicted model, not a curated record.
AUGGCGCUGGAGGAUCCGCUGAAGGCGCCUUCGUCGUCGUCCAUUGAGGCGCCCCAUUGCCAAAGCGACAAACCACUCGCACCAGACUGCGACGCGGUCGACCCAAAGGUCGUCGCCGUGCUCGUGCUUCCGCCGCUGCCGCUGCUGAACAUGUCGGCGCUGUUCAACUUCCAGAGCCUGUUGCAAGUCAUCUUGCUGCUGAUUUGCGCAUGCGCGUAUGCUCGCGCCUUUGCACCAAAGUUCAUGGAUGGUCUGCGCAACGGUCCUGCAAGCUUGCUGUGGAAGUUUGCCAGAAUAGGGGAACGCGCGAGCGAAUACGUGGCGCUGGCGUGUGCGCUCAUGGGCGUCGCCAUCCUUGUUUGGGGCUGA